UCUAAGCCGUUCUAAGACCUGUCAAUCUGAGAAGUUUUAUUACCUUUGCCUAAUUCAAUUACGGCGAUCACUUGCCAUCCGCAACUAUCGUUCUUAGCUCUAUAAAUAUGAUACAACGAUACGAUGGCCAGAUUGAGUCGCUCAGUACCCUCGAUCUCAGAUAGUGAGACCAGUGCCGAAGAGUUUUAACUACAUUCGAUUCCAACGAGUCUGUGCGUGUGUUUGCGUCUCACUCCUCCUCCGAACGAACUGCACCAUCGCCAUGAUGGACCAUAGACCAGUGGGCAUCUUCGGUCCAAAAAGCCCACAAGCACUGACCUGGACGAUCUCGGUGGCAAAUUUGACCGUGGUGGACAAAGUGCCCCCAGAGAUGCUCCAUCUCGUUGACACGUACUGGUAUCAGUUUCCGCCGUUGGAGACAAAGUGGCACGCGGCACUGGCCACCACCAUUGGACUGCUGGCGCUCAUCUCCAUCGUGGGAAACGGAUGCGUAAUUUUGAUCUUCUCCUCCACCAAAGGCCUCCGCACGCCAUCGAACCUGAUGGUGAUCAAUCUGGCUUUCGCCGAUUUCAUGAUGAUGUUUACGAUGGCGCCACCGCUAAUCAUUAACUCCUACCACGAGACGUGGGUGUUCGGUCCGCUCAUGUGCGAAAUCUACGGAAUGUUCGGCUCACUGUCGGGCUGCGUUUCCAUCUGGAGCAUGACGAUGAUCGCCUUCGAUCGGUACACCGUGAUCGUGAAGGGCUUGUCCGCCAAACCGCUCACGUACGUCGGUUCGGUGAUGCGCAUCCUGUUCGUUUGGGCCAACUCGCUUGUCUGGACGCUGGCUCCACUGUUUGGCUGGAAUCGCUACGUGCCGGAAGGCAACAUGAGUGCUUGCGGCACGGACUAUCUCUCGAAGGAUUGGAUCAGCGUGUCCUACAUCUACGCGUAUUCCGUGUUCGUCUACUGGUUGCCACUGCUGCUCAUCAUCUACUGCUAUACCUACAUUCUAAAGGCUGUGUCUGCCCACGAACGAAACAUGCGGGAGCAAGCGAAAAAAAUGAAUGUGGCCUCGCUGCGGUCAUCGGAUGCGUCCAAAACGAAUGCAGAAAUUAAGCUGGCCAAAGUGGCGCUCGUCACCAUCACGCUCUGGUUCAUGGCCUGGACACCGUAUCUCGUCAUUAACUACGCCGGCAUAAUCGAUUCCAGCCCCAUCAGCCCGCUCCAAACGAUUUGGGGCUCGGUAUUUGCCAAAGCGAAUGCCGUCUACAAUCCGAUAGUGUACGGCAUUAGUCAUCCCAAAUAUAGGGCCGCUCUGUACAAGCGCUUCCCUGCGCUGCAACUGCGUAAGGAGAACGCUACCGACCAGAACUCCGUAGCCUCCUGUACGACUGCUGCCGAUCAAUGCGAAACCUAAGCCAAUCUCUGGCAGGUCAGUGGAAAGAAGGCCACCAGCAUCAUCAUGGCUGGGAAUGGUCAGCGAAAUAAAAUUCUUAAAUUGUUUGAAAUUCAUUGUGAUAAUGUUGUGAACAUGCAGUAUUUACAAGCACUACGCUAAAAUUUGACAAAUAAAUUACAUAAAAUUCAUGUGUUCUACACCGCGA
Molecule: messenger RNA, 1586 nt
Organism: Anopheles gambiae (African malaria mosquito)
Lineage: Eukaryota; Metazoa; Arthropoda; Insecta; Diptera; Culicidae
Product: ceropsin
Exons: 2
Coding region: 263-1399 (378 amino acids)
Biological process (GO): visual perception; G protein-coupled receptor signaling pathway; phototransduction
Cellular component (GO): membrane
Molecular function (GO): G protein-coupled receptor activity
Source: RefSeq, a predicted model, not a curated record